AUGUCUCCUACCGAUGUCUCCACCUAUUCUCUGCCCUCACAACCCGUACUUCGAGCUCACUCUCCUUCCGGAAGAUUCUACACCUCGUCUUCGUCAAACUCGUUUGCUUCCUCCACCUCCAUCUUCUCGCCGAGCUCGUCGUCGUUCUUUCAGAACCGAUCUACGUCACCUACGCGUGUCAACGUAUACAGAUCAUCUCCAUCGGCAUCGAAUAUACGAUUUUCACUUGUCAAUCGUCAAAUUUCUCCGAGUCGUUCGAUCUCUGUAAUUCCGAGGAGUAAUAAUAGUAAUCAAGCGUUGAAAAAGAAGAUGGAUAAACCGAGGAGGAUGUGUAUGUAUUUGCCUACUUCGCUUCCAGGCAAGUUGUUCAAUGAAAUGCCAGGAGACGAGUUUUGGUCUGAAAUAAAAGCCAUCAGAUGGUAUCAUGUUUCUGUUGACCCACCCUUUACCGGACUUCCAUGGUUAGUGCUAGAUAAUACAUUGACUUGCAUACAGUUUAAUCCUAUUGAUGAUAGAUACUUCAUUAGUGGAUCUAUAGAUGCAAAACUUCACAUAUUGAGUAUUCCUAAUAGACAAGUUGCUAAUUGGAAUGAUUUGCAUGAAAUGGUCACUGUUGCUUGCUAUACACCAGAUGGUCAGUUGGAGUCGCAAGACUCAGGGAUGAGUAGAGAUGAUGCUUAUGAAGGAUCGUGGUCUGAGUUGAGUAAUCGAACAAUAGAUGAGACGUUACCUUCUGUGACAAGAGUUGCACUGUCCCCAUUUCCUGGGAGAAGCAAAAGAGAUAACGAGCUUCUGGUUUUAGAGUUUGGAGAGCCAAGACUAAUUUGGGUAGUUGGGAUACCCGGUGAUGUGUCGGUACAAGGUUUCAAGAUGGCUAGAGGCAGUCACGUAGGGAGGAUUUCGAGGAUUUCAUAUGAGAUUCGGGAUAUUUGGAGUGGCUUGGUCUUUAUCAAGAAGAUCAUCGAGUGUUACGUGGGGAGAACUGGGUAUUCUAUUAAGAGGAUCAACGAUCCGUUCAAGCACGGUUACAGAACUGGUUAUGGAGAUCUGUGGUGCGGACACAUGAGACCUGGGUUAUUGGUAGAUGAGACGAGGUGCAAGGAGAGAUGA
Messenger RNA from Lactuca saligna, 1110 nucleotides. The record is from the annotation of a GenBank genome assembly. NCBI's taxonomy places the organism in Eukaryota, Viridiplantae, Streptophyta, Magnoliopsida, Asterales, Asteraceae.